This is a messenger RNA of Gigantopelta aegis, 2717 nucleotides long. RefSeq names its product kelch-like protein 18. The transcript has 11 exons. Bases 18 to 1727 code for a protein of 569 amino acids. NCBI's taxonomy places the organism in Eukaryota, Metazoa, Mollusca, Gastropoda, Neomphalida, Peltospiridae. The record is from RefSeq and is a predicted model, not a curated record. Gene Ontology annotation, molecular function: protein binding.
ACAAAUAUUCAGUAAGUAUGGCGGACGAUCGAGUUGUGUUUUGCAAAGAAGAUCUUCCCAUUGCGGCCUUCCCAAUUAUUGUUGACAUUAGAAAGCAAGGAAAGCUUUGUGAUGUUACACUCAAGGUUGGAGAACAGAAAUUUUCCUGUCAUCGCAUCAUUCUGGCGGCCACGAUUCCCUACUUUAACGCAAUGUUUACUCACGACAUGGUCGAAGCCAAGCAAGACGAGAUAAGCAUGCAAGGCAUUGAUGCAAGUGCUCUGGAGUCGCUGGUGAACUUUGCGUACACGGGGAAGGUUGAGUUAGACCAGAACAAUGUUCAGUCCCUGCUCAUCGCCGCCAGCUUUCUACACCUUCAGAGUGUCAAGGAGGCAUGCUGCGACUUUCUCAAAGAAAGACUUCACCCACAGAACUGUCUGUCGGUGCGGGCGUUCGCUGACCAGUACAUGUGUUCGGACCUCGUCGAGUCGGCCAACAAAUUCAUACAGAACAGCUUCAAGCAGGUGGCGGGCACGGAGGAGUUCCUGGGUCUGGAUCGCGCGGACCUCACUGACAUCAUAUCGAGAGACGAACUCAAUGUGAACAACGAGGAACAGGUGUUUGAAGCGGUGAUGGCGUGGGUCAAACACGUGAUGAACAAACGGAAGGAACACCUACCCGAGUUGAUGGUCAGAGUGCGACUACCGCUGCUGACUCCCCAGUAUCUGUCAGACAAAGUAGCAACAGAGGAGCUUGUCAAGAGUUCUUUACAGUGCAGAGAUCUGCUGGAUGAGGCUCGUGACUAUCACCUGAUGCCGGAGCGACGGACGCUGCUACAGACGUUCAAGACAAGACCGCGGUGCUGCACGGACAUCCCCGGAGUCAUCUACGCAGUCGGUGGACUGACAUCGUCAGGAGAUUCUUUAAGUACUGUUGAAUAUUUUGACCCGGUCGUUGGACGAUGGAUUGUUGCUGAAGCCAUGAGUACAAUGAGAAGUAGAGUGGGCGUGUCAGUACUCAAUGGUCUUCUGUACGCUAUAGGCGGCUACAACGGAUCGGAGAGACUGUGUACAGUGGAGGUGUUCGACCCGGACUCGCAUCGCUGGAAGAAAGUCGCAGCCAUGAACUGCAAGAGAAGUGCUCUUGGUGCCGCCUCGCUCAACGGAAAGCUGUUUGUGUGUGGUGGGUAUGACGGGGUGUCUUCUCUCAGAUCUGUGGAACUCUAUGACCCCAAGAACAAUGUCUGGGUGAUGUCGACCAGCAUGCACAAGUACCGCAGUGCAGCCGGAGUCGCCAUUCUUCACGGGGAAAUCUACGCUUGUGGCGGACAUGACGGCUUGUCCAUCUUUGACUCUGUUGAGUGUUUCAACAUGACCACGGGACUGUGGAGAACUGUGGCCUCCAUGAACUCCAAGCGCUGUCGUCUCGGUGUCGCAGCACUCAAUGGACAGCUGUACGCCGUAGGGGGUUACGACGGCGCCAUGUUCCUCAAGACGGUCGAGCGCUAUGACCCCACGACCAACACAUGGGAGUACGUCAAGCAGAUGAAGGUCAAGCGGAGCCGCGUUGCAGUGGCAGCGACCUACGGUAAAGUGUAUGCGAUUGGUGGAUACGACGGACAGGCGAACCUCAACUGUGUGGAGAUGUACGACCCUUCGACCGACACCUGGUCGUUUGUGUCAUCCAUGAGCGCCCACGAGGGAGGGGUCGGGGUGGGCGUCGUCCCCAUGGAAAACUGUUCUAUGUGAUGUUCACCAGUCAGUGAAACCAUACAACAUAACGUCAGUUUAUAGUCCCAAUGAUUGAUCCAGGGGCCUGUACCCUCCCUCUAAAAUUUACAACAGUUGUAUUUUUAUUCAGGUUUUGGGGUUUUUUUACCUUGGAGAAGUCAAGGAAUCAUGUCAUUGGGGCCUUCCCUAAAUUGGUUUUCUGGAUCUGCCACAGAGUCCCCUACCCCUUCCCAUACAACCCGGGUUUUUUUUUUUUUUGGGGGGGGGGGGUUUGGCAUUGUUGGCAGCUUCUAUCUCUAUCAGAAGUGCUCAAAUGACUCUGUCAGUUGAUUUCCAAAGUUAUAAUCAACAAAACCAUUAUGCGUAAGAGUUACUUUCCAUAUUUUCCUUAGUAGACCUUUCAACUAAACAAAAGAAAUAGGUUUUCCGCUAAAUUAUUACUGCUAUAAGUAUAUGUAGGUAUGAAUGAGAAAAGUUAAAGUAGUACUACCAUUGGUUUGUGGAGCCAGGAGCCUAGAUUUGAGACACAAAAUUCAAUACAUAUAAUAUUUAUUUAGUGCUGAAUUCUAGACCAGGGGCCUAAUUCAUUAAAUUCUCGUAACUUUGCGAUCUCCCAGUGCAGUGCUAAAAGACUUGCAAAGAGGAUCCUUUGUUGUCUAGCCUAGAGCGUAAAAGAGACCUUUGUGAAUUAGGCCCCAGAAUUUUUUUGAUUUUUUGUUUUUCACUAAUUCACUUAACUCUCGCAACUUUGCGAUCUCGCAGUGCUAUGCUAAAAGACUUGCAAAGAGGAUACUUAGUUGUCUAGCAGAGCCUAAGAGACCUUUGUGAAUUAGGCCCCAGAUUUUUUAUUAUUUUUUUUUUUCACUAAUUCACUAAACUCUCUCAGCUUCGCAAUCUCGCAGUGCUAUGCUAAAAGACUUACAAAGAGGAUGCUUUGUUGUCUAGCAGAGCCUAAGAGACCCUUGUGAAUUAGGCCCCAGAAAUGUUAAUUAAAUAAUGUGUGGGAUG